AAAGGCUGGAAUAAAAUAGCUCGCAAAUUAUUUUAGUUUUUAUGUGGGCUGUUUAGAUGAAAAAAAAUCGCUCAAAGAAUAAGGCAUCAAGAAGCUCAAUAAGUCAUUGAGGGGCGACUAUUUAUAUGGAGCUAUAUCUAUUAAGCGGUAUACAGAUACGUUAAUGUGAAAACUCUUACUGUCUGCCCUACUGUUUCAAAACAUCAGGCAUCUGGAAAAAAUUAUCCAUUCCGUUGAUUUUCUCGAGAGUGUGCCGAAACAUUUAAUGAAGUCAAAAAUAAGGCUAUGAAAAAUGACGAAAACUUAAAAUCUAAAUAUAUUCUUAAUGCAAGUGACAAAAAGCCCGAUUCUGUACCUCAUAUACAAAAUGGACAAGAUGAAACCUCUUUGUUCAAUCAUCAUUCUUUGAAGGAAGAUCAUCUAUUAGCACAAGCUCUAAAAGAACUGAAUCUCUAUGACGAAUUGUAUGAGUUUAUGAAGUCAAAAUGCAUCACAGCGGAAGCACUUAAAUUCAUGAAAUGGAGACAUAUAGAUGAACUAUUUAACGGAACAAAAUUACAUUUAAAAAUAAUCUUUGAGGCUCGACUUUCGGAAUGGCAGUUACGGAAAAGAAGGAGUACCUAUGAUCACGGAAUAUCAUUGGAAAUUGAGAAUAAAUCAUGGCAUGGUGAAACAUUUCAACUUUUUUCAAUAAAGCAUAAUGCAAGCAACGAUACAGAAAGUACCACAUUCCAUGUACCUGAAAAGAUGGACUUUUUAAAUUUCUCUAAUCGUCUCAUGGAUGUUAUACAAAAAGGCCUUUGCACAGUUCUCAAGGAAUAUGGUUUAGAAGGGACACAUCAAAAUCUAGGUUUAAACGAAAAUGAAUUAUCUGAUCCAUCCAAAGUUCCAACAAUAUCAGAUAGUGCGAACAAAACAUCAAUUGAUAAUGCCGAAAAGUUAAAUAUUACUAGCACAGAAACUGCUUCUCCAACUGUAAUCCAUUCAGCCAGAAUCGAGGAUCAAUUCCGUAAUGAAGGGGAGGAAAACAUCAACACUAGUGUGACAGGGAGUCCUUCGAAAAUAAAUGACACCAAUUUGGUACAAAUGCCAGAGCAAUGCCCUAAGAAAAGCAAACCAUCCAGUCAAAUUAUAGGUAAUGAAGUACUGGAACCUGCAGUUGCACAUUACAACAAAAGAAAAUGGGGCAUUGAAAUGGAGGUUCGGAAAAUCCUCCUGAUGUACAAACCGGGAAAUUUUAUAUUAAAAUACUAUCAAAGUUUUGGCAUGUUAACAUCAGCCUUACGUUCAGACCUUGUACAUGUUAUAGUGGAUCAUUUUGUGUUAAACAAUGAAUUUGUGUGUGUUACACAAUGUCGCAGUCUGGCGCAGCAAAUUGUAGAACUAUUCCCCACUGAGAAUCUGGAAACGUAUUUUUCUCAAGAAAAUAAAAGUGUUACCCCAAAGGGCAAACUCUGGAAUCAUUAUCAGAAUGAGAGGCGUAUGCAGAAAAGAAAUUCCUUCAAACAAUAUACCAAAUCCAAUCGUUUAAAAAUGGAGUCCACUUGUGCUGGGUUGAAAAAUAUCGACGAUGUGAGCUUUUUGCUUAAGAAAUGGAAUAAAACUUUUCACUAUCGACGUUAUCAGUUGAGUUCGGAAUAUUUUAGCAAUUGGAAAGCAUAUUUUGAUGAGUAUCCAUUUUGUAAGCAGCAGAAUUAUGCAAUUUUUAUUGAUGCCGAUCUAGCAACACUUUAUCCAGAUUUGACAUUUAAUGACCAGUUAUGGGAAGAUUUUUUAAAUAAUUUUCAAAUUCACUUUUGGAAUCGUAUAAAUGAGGAAACUCCGAAAAAAUUGUUUAAUGAAAUAUGCGCUUUGAAUGAACUAAAUACAACUACAGACUAUUUUGCCAUACGAAUCCUACAACUUUUACAUGCCGUUUUAAUUAACAACAACACUUAUGUGGAAGAUCCCCUGCGCCAGUUCACAGUGGAGGUUAACAAUUUUUCCGAUUUAAAGAGCAUUGUCUUAAAUCGUAAGAAAUACUGUUUGCACCAUGAGUUACAGUGCAAGCCGUACAUAGCUGUUGUCAGGCAAAAUGACAUAUAUGUCCAUUACUCCGUUGUCCUAGACGCAACUGGAUUCGGCUGUGAUAAUUACAAAGAAGCUUUGAUAUUAUGUUUUAAACUUUUUCUAUUUUUUGAUAUAAGCUUUCCUGAGGACUCUUUUGGCGUGUGGUUGUUCAUACAGCAAUACUUCUUUAACAAACCUUCUCAUAUCGUAGAUGCAACGGUUAAUGCAUUUAUCGACGAGGUGCGCGCUCGUUCAAACGUUGAAUUGGAGUUAAAAACUUGAUGAGUGUGCAUGACGAAACAAUUAAAGGUGGUCUCAUUUGUACAACAACCACAAAUCAUGUGGUGCAAUCCGCCACCUUACCAUCAAGCUGAUCGACGUUUUGUGCACACACCCAAAGAAAUGUGUGUGCAUGCGGGUAUACGUGUGCGUACAUGAGCAGAGAAUAUGCGAGAAAGAAGGUGACAACAAAGAGAAUGCAAACAAAAAUCUGACAUCUUUUUACCGUCAAACCUGGCCGGCUGUUAAAAUCUGUUCGCGUGAGACCACCUUUUUAAAUCCGCCUUUAUGAGUGUGGGUAUUUUUCAUACAACUCGGUAUAUGAAAUAAAAUUCUGUCUUUAAUUACCAUA
Messenger RNA from Stomoxys calcitrans (stable fly), 2680 nucleotides. RefSeq lists its product as uncharacterized. NCBI's taxonomy places the organism in Eukaryota, Metazoa, Arthropoda, Insecta, Diptera, Muscidae. The record is from RefSeq and is a predicted model, not a curated record. The transcript is spliced from 13 exons. Bases 286 to 2331 code for a protein of 681 amino acids.